Ziziphus jujuba (common jujube) is the source of this 3578-nucleotide messenger RNA. RefSeq names its product coatomer subunit beta-1. The transcript has 5 exons. The coding region runs from base 242 to 3091 and encodes 949 amino acids. NCBI's taxonomy places the organism in Eukaryota, Viridiplantae, Streptophyta, Magnoliopsida, Rosales, Rhamnaceae. The record is from RefSeq and is a predicted model, not a curated record. Gene Ontology annotation, biological process: intracellular protein transport; intra-Golgi vesicle-mediated transport; endoplasmic reticulum to Golgi vesicle-mediated transport. Gene Ontology annotation, cellular component: COPI vesicle coat; cytoplasm. Gene Ontology annotation, molecular function: structural molecule activity.
GAAGGAAGCAGUAAGGAUUAAAGGGGUCAUGUAGAGUGUGCGAGUAUUUAAAAAAAGAAAGAAAGAAAAAGAAAUUGACCUGAAAGCAAUUUUCUCUUUCGCUCGCUCGCUCGCAUCUAAAACCAUUACUAUUCUAUAAAUACCCAAUUUUUGGAUCUAAUUUCCUGGUGCGCUCUCACUCUCUCUGAACAUUCCUCAACCGAGGAUCUGAUCCCGGAUCCAAUUAGAAAGCAGUUAAGAAAUGGAGAAAUCUUGUACUCUACUCAUUCACUUUGACAAAGGAACACCAGCAAUUGCAAACGAGAUUAAGGAAGCUCUUGAAGGCAAUGAUGAUGAAGCGAAAGUUGAAGCAAUGAAGAAAGCAAUAAUGCUUUUGUUGAAUGGUGAAACCCUACCUCAACUUUUCAUCACCAUUGUCAGAUAUGUAUUGCCAUCUGAGGACCACAUCGUCCAAAAACUAUUGCUUCUCUAUUUAGAGAUCAUUGAAAAAACUGACUCCAAGGGUAGGGUCUUACCUGAAAUGAUAUUGAUAUGCCAAAACUUGAGGAACAAUCUUCAGCAUCCUAAUGAAUAUAUUCGUGGUGUAACUUUGAGGUUUCUUUGCCGCUUGAAUGAGACAGAGAUAAUUGAGCCAUUGAUCCCUUCUGUUUUGCAAAAUUUGGAGCAUCGCCACCCAUUUAUUAGGAGAAAUGCUAUAUUAGCUGUGAUGUCGAUUUACAAGCUUCCACAGGGUGAUCAGCUUUUGGUUGAUGCACCUGAGAUGAUUGAGAAGGUUCUUUCAACAGAGCAGGAUCAAUCUGCAAAGCGUAAUGCAUUCCUCAUGCUUUUUACUUGUGCCCAGGAUCGUGCAGUUAAUUACCUUUUGACCCACGUUGACAAAGUUUCAGAAUGGGGUGAAUUGUUUCAGAUGGUUGUAUUGGAUUUGAUCCGAAAAGUGUGCAGAACAAAUAGAGGAGAGAAGGGGAAGUACAUUAAGAUCAUUAUAUCAUUGUUGAAUGCACCUUCAACUGCUGUAGUUUAUGAAUGUGCUGGAACACUUGUUUCUUUGUCAUCUGCUCCUACUGCUAUUAGAGCUGCCGCUAACAAAUAUUGCCUGCUUCUUCUUUCACAAAGUGAUAACAAUAUAAAACUUAUUGUGCUUGAUCAGCUCAAUGAGCUAAAAUCAUCUCAUAGAGAUAUUAUGGUUGAUAUGAUAAUGGAUGUGCUUAGGGCGCUUUCUAGUCCAAAUCUUGAUAUUCGAAGGAAGACACUUGACAUUGUUCUUGAUUUGAUUACUCACAGGAACAUUAAUGAGGUUGUUCUUACUUUGAAAAAGGAAGUUGUUAAGACUCAGAGUGGAGAACUUGAGAAGAAUGGUGAAUACAGGCAGAUGCUUAUUCAAGCAAUUCAUUCUUGUGCUGUAAAGUUCCCUGAAGUUGCAAGCACGGUUGUUCAUAUGCUGAUGGACUUCUUGGGAGACAGCAAUGUGGCUUCGGCUAUAGAUGUUGUUGUUUUUGUUCGAGAGAUAAUCGAAACAAAUCCUAAACUAAGGGUUUCUAUAAUUACAAGGCUAUUGGACACUUUCUACCAAAUUCGAGCAUCACGGGUGUGUUGUUGUGCUCUUUGGAUAAUUGGAGAAUAUUGCCUUUCACUUUCUGAAGUUGAGAGUGGGAUUGCAACUAUUAAACAGUGUCUUGGAGAAUUGCCAUUUUACACGGUUUCAGAAGAAGGGGAAGCCAAUGACUCUUCGAAGAAAGUUCAGCAAGUGAACUCCGUAGCUGCUGCUUCUUCUAGAAGACCAGCUAUUCUUUCUGAUGGAACUUAUGCCACACAAAGUGCUGCCUCUGAGACUGCUUUUUCGCCUCCUACCAUUGUUCAAGGAUCCUUAGCAUCAGGGAACUUGAGAUCCCUGCUUCUAACCGGUGACUUCUUCCUUGGAGCAGUUGUGGUCUGCACUCUGACCAAGCUUGUUCUGAGACUGGAAGAGGUCCAGCCAUCUAAAGUUGAAGUGAAUAAAGCGUCUACUCAAGCAUUGUUGAUCAUGGUUUCUAUGCUGCAAUUAGGACAAUCUCCAGUUCUUCCGCACCCAAUAGACAGUGAUUCUUAUGAUAGGAUAAUUCUUUGUAUAAGGUUGCUGUGCAAUACCGGGGAUGAAAUCAGGAAAAUAUGGCUGGAGUCUUGUCGUCAAAGUUUUGUUAAAAUGCUUUCAGAAAAACAGUUGAGGGAAACAGAGGAAAUAAAAGCAAAGGCUCAGAUUUCCCAUGCACAACCAGAUGAUCUCAUUGACUUUUACCAUUUAAAAAGCAGGAAGGGUAUGAGCCAACUGGAACUGGAAGAUGAGGUCCAAGAUGAUUUGAAACGUGCAACUGGAGAGUUCACCAAAGAUGCAGAUGAUGCAAACAAGCUUAACCGCAUUCUCCAACUUACAGGUCUUAGUGACCCAGUGUAUGCUGAAGCGUAUGUGACAGUACAUCACUAUGAUAUUGUUCUUGAUGUCACUGUCAUCAAUCGCACAAAGGAGACACUCCAGAAUUUGUGCUUGGAGUUGGCAACCAUGGGUGAUCUUAAACUUGUUGAGCGUCCACAGAAUUACACACUUUCUCCAGAAUCUAGUAAGCAAAUAAAAGCCAAUAUCAAAGUGUCCUCAACUGAGACUGGAGUGAUAUUUGGAAACAUUGUUUAUGAAACUUCAAAUGUGCAUGAGCGAACAGUUGUUGUUCUCAAUGAUAUUCAUAUUGAUAUCAUGGAUUACAUCUCUCCGGCGGUCUGUAGUGAUACAGCUUUUAGAACUAUGUGGGCAGAAUUUGAGUGGGAAAACAAGGUUGCUGUCAAUACUAUAAUUCAAAACGAGAAGGAAUUUCUUGACCAUAUUAUCAAAUCGACCAAUAUGAAGUGCCUCACUGCACCGUCAGCACUGGACGGUGAUUGUGGGUUCUUGGCAGCUAACUUGUAUGCAAAAAGUGUGUUUGGGGAGGAUGCCUUGGUGAAUGUAAGCAUUGAGAAACAAGCAGAUGGAAAGCUGACUGGGUACAUCCGGAUACGGAGCAAGACCCAGGGUAUAGCCCUCAGUUUGGGGGAUAAGAUUACUCUCAAGCAGAAGGGAGGCAGUUAACUUAUAAUGGCUUGUGUCUUUUGGUACCCUUUUCCUAAAAAAUGAUAGGAAGGAAGAAGAAUCAUUUUUCUGUUAAUUGCAGCGCCAUCUUUUCACCUUUAACGGUGCGCCUCUAUGUUGAUCUCUCUGUUCAAGAGUACAGACUUUUUUCCUUUAUCUCUGGUGGUACGUUUGGGACUACCAUUCGUGCAGGUGCAAAUCUUCAACUUGAAGGAUUUUUUGUUUUUGUUUUUUUAAUUGUCUAUUUGUUGGCAACUAGGGUUUCAUUUAGAUUUGUUAAAAGAAAUUGCUGCAACCACCCUGGAAUUGAUUUUAGACUUCCUUAGAUUGAGAAUUUUUUAUUUUUGGGGGUCAGACAAUUCUUUUAUAGAACUGAAAUUGGAAAAUUCCAUUAAAUUUAAUUGUAUGUAAAAUUUUAGCAUUUAUAUUGGCUUCUUAGUUGUAAAGGGCCAUUACACUAUCUCAUAAAUGAAACUAGUUUUCAACC